UAAGGGAUGAUAACAACUUUCUGCUGUACUGAAAAAAAAAAUUCCUUUUCAAAUGACCGUAAAAUAUUUGUUUCAAACCAAUCCGUUCCAAAACGGCUUUCACCAUCCGAUCCGUUUUUCUCGCUCAGCUCUUAAUUAGCCUGCAGUCGGUCCACCACCUCGGCUCCUCCUCCUCCUCCUCCUUUUCUUUCACAUCCUUUUAGAACGCAGGCAAGUGGCUGGAGUCUGGAGAGGAGUGUCCCAACGCAUCCUUUGAGGAGUGGGUAGGGAGAGGCAGAAGAGAGAGAUGGGAAGGGAAUGGCAUUGGAGCCGGUCUUUGGCAAGAGAGGAGAAGGAGAGCCCCGGAUGCAUGAGUGGCAUGCUUCACUACUUCGACUUCCACCACCUUCUUUUCACUGCAGGCAGCCGAACCGUGCCGCCGGAGUUGUCAUCUCAAGUCCACCACCCCACUUCUCAGCCCAAAGGAAUCGAGGCGCCGAGGAAUAGCCUGGAGCUGGACGAGGGGAAAGCUUCAGCAACUUUGGCCAUUGCAGAGGAGUAUUAUGAUGUCCCUAUUGGAAGACAAGUAGUCCCAAAACCAGCUGCAUUGGCCAAGAGGAGCAAGAUGGUGACGUUACUGGAAGAGGAGAGGAGGAGCUCGCUAGCCGAGACGCCGAGGACUCCCGGUGUCGUCGCCCGUCUCAUGGGCUUGGAUGUGCUUCCCGAACAAGCCUCUUCUCCCACUACCCCGUGCCAAAAAUCUCCUCCAUUAGUAGAAUCUCAGGAGCAAUCUCAAAAUAAGAACAAGAAGAAGAGACUCAAAGGUGAAUGUAGAAGAGAAUCGGCAUCCCCUCGACAACCCCUUCAAAGUAUCAACUGCAAUGUUCCGGGGAGAGAUGAAAUGGGCUCCCGUUCGUUGCCAGACACCCCGAGAGUUUCAUCGGCCAGGUCAUGGGAUUCAGAUCCAAGGUUUUCUUUGCAGCUUAACAAGGAGAACACGAAUAGGGCCAUGCAGGAGUUCGGCCACUUGUGCGAGGUGUCUGGCGACAGCUCACUCCCACCUUCGCCGUUACCUUCUAUGAGGAAGAAAGAUCUUGGAAGGCACCAGAAUGAGAACAAGAGCCCGAGAAGCAACUAUUGUGCUCGCGAGAUUGUGAAACAAGUGAAGGAAAGCAUCAGCAGCAGGAGAGGAGGCUGCAGUGAUGAAAUUGCAGUCAGAUCGGAGCAGAAAGCUUCAUGCCAUGCCGAUCCAUUGAGCCAGAGCAAGCCGCCGAUGACGGAUCCUCCACCAUCAUGUUCACCACCUCGGGUAAGGUUCUUGGAGCCCACAAAGAGCAAAUCCGCAGCGAAGGAUAUGGUUCCAAGAUCCCAGCAACCGCAGAGAUUUACUCGCCCGCGAUCAUCACCACCUUCUUUGCCAUCAUCUAAUUCCUUCAUAGAUAAAGGUAAUGUGGAACCUAAGGCAGUUAAGACAAGUCCAAGAAAGUGUAAGAAAGCCAGCUACGAGCGCUUCACUGGGAGGAUCAAGAAACAGCAUCCAGAUACUGAAACGGCAGCACGACCGGAUUCCUUAUCAUCUCCUUCUCAGCCGCCUUCCGUGCUACAAAAGCACCUCUCAGAAAAGAAGUGCAGCUCUAUCCCUUCUUUUGCUGCAGUCAAAAGGAAGGAAGCAUCUCCUCCACCGGCAGGACCAGUACCAGAACAAAACCAUCAAUGUCCCUCCAGUUCAGUCCAAGAACAAAAACCGAUGACCAUGGGAGUUGUCGGUGCUUUAAUGCCGCUGAAGACUCCUCGACGCCGUUUACCAAAAGAGCGGGAUCCCGAGUACAGAUAUGUGAAGUCCAUUCUAGACCUAGCAGGGGUCACGGGAGCAGCCAUCCCUUCAUUCAGAUGGUACUCUUCUUCCCUCCCCAUAGACCCCAUAGUCUUCCACCAGCUCGAGCUCAGGCCCCCCUCCUUCCCGACAGAAGAAGGCCAGCCGCAGAGCAAAAGCGAGGAGGAAGCGACCCUCCUCGGCUCCCUGCGGCACAGAUGGAACAGGAAGCUCCUGUUCCAUCUGGUGGAGGAGAUCUUGGGGGAUCUCCUCGGGUGGUCAUACCGCACCAAGCCCACCACCCAUCGGUGUCAUCCAAUCAAGCAGCAAGCCAUGGACUGCCGCGGCAAGGCCGACGGGGAAUUGCUGCUGCGGCAGCUCUGGAGGCAGAUCCGGAGCUUCCCGGCGGCAGACUGCCAGGUGGUCGGCGACAUCGACGCACUCGUGGCGGGGGACAUGCCGGAGGCCAAGGUACGGCGCCUGCUGCUGCACCCCUCGGUGAUGGAGGAGGCGGAGGACAUCGCAUUGGAGUUAGAGCAGGAGAUCUUUGACGGCCUCCUCGGGGACGCCGCAGCAUCUAUCGCCCUCGACCUGACGUCACCUUGUUCCUAACGGAAACGGCGGGCGCCCAAAUCACUGAGUUCUAGGAUGAGUCUGGUCACCGUCAUCAACCUUGGCUCCCUUCUCUCCUUCCCAUCAUCACGAUGCAUGAAAAAAAAAAAAAAGAUUUAACACUGGCCACGUGUUGCUUGAAUGGCUAUUCAAACUGUCAUGAUGACUCGCUUUGUAUGUAUUUAUUUGCUAGUUAUUCUCCACUUAUUCUUGUUGUACAAAAAGUAGACAUCCGCUUUAUUCUCUCUUUCA
This is a messenger RNA of Elaeis guineensis (African oil palm), 2656 nucleotides long. RefSeq lists its product as uncharacterized. Lineage: Eukaryota; Viridiplantae; Streptophyta; Magnoliopsida; Arecales; Arecaceae. The record is from RefSeq and is a predicted model, not a curated record.